Triticum turgidum subsp. durum (durum wheat) is the source of this 1908-nucleotide messenger RNA. The record is from the annotation of a GenBank genome assembly. Lineage: Eukaryota; Viridiplantae; Streptophyta; Magnoliopsida; Poales; Poaceae.
AUGGGGGCGGAGCUGUGGCGCGACGACAUGGCGGUGGAGGCGGAGAAGCCCAUCCGCGACUCCGUGGCGUUCCGGCUCGUCGAGCACGUGCUCCAGUCCUUGCGGAUGGAUCCGCUUCUGGUUGACCCAUAUGACAUGGAUCAAUAUAAUAAGAUGGUAAGCACUCUAGACACUAGCAAGAAAAAGACUCCUGAUGAAGAGGCUUUGUAUGUGACGACUUUGAAGGCAUUGUCAGAAGCAGUAUCCAAAAUAGACAUCACGUACCAUCAUUUGCUUUUGAACAAUAUAUUUACCGUCCGCAUCUGGUACUUGCAAAGAGAUACAUUGGAUGCUUUCUUAGACCUAAUAACCAGAUUGGCUGCAGUGGCAGAUCAGUAUCUCAGAGAAUGUUUGCAGAUGCUUGUGAACAACUUUACUCCGCCUCUUGUUCAACGCAAUGAGCUGCCUAGAUGGGCGGUUUCAAGGAAGAAGGAUAUUUUUUUUCAUCUGUGCGAGAGCUUGAAAACGAUCUCCAAUACUGUACCCUUAGCACCAAGGGUAUUAAGGGAUAUAAUAGAUCGGAGCAUGCCGAAGUUAUUUGAUAACAAAGCUGUUUUUAUGUCUUUGCAGAAGAUGGUCUCGUUUGUCGAAUGCAUGUUGGGGCUAGAUACUGACAGAAUGGGGGACCUUAUUGGGGCUACAUUGCUGGCAAAAGUUGUGGAUCUACUCACGGAGUUGGAUGUUAAUAUAACCUGGGAAGAUAUUAUUCAAGGGGAGCAUAACAAAGGUAUAUUUGAAAUGGAGCUUGAAGAUUUGGAUGAGGAUGAGGAUGGCCUUGGACAAGCGGGAACAAAGGUCCUUUUUGGAGGAAAUGCAUGUGCCGAAAAGCUUGACAGUUUAAUGGUUGUUGUAUGCGAGCACCUUAAGUCAUGUGCGGAGCGUGGGUAUCUAGAUAAGGAAUUUGACAUUCUGAAGACUAUAUUUCGAGCAUCUGUGCUGAGGGUGCACAGAUCAAAAUUUUGCCAGUUUAUCAUGUUCUAUGCCUGCUCACUGGAUCCUAAAAUCUGCGGUCUUGAAUUUGCUUUUUUUCUUACCGACAUUUUUUUGAACAAGGAAGAGGAUCCAAUUUCGAGAAUGUCUGCAGUUUCUUAUGUUGGAAGCUAUUUGUCUCGGGCAAGGUUUAUUUCCGCUGAUACGGUUCUUGGUAUACUCAAAAAAUUAUUGGACUGGUGCGAUGAAUAUUGUGUCCUUCAGAACAGAGGGACCACAGCCCAUCCGAAUCAUCAAAUAUUUUACGCGACCUGCCAGGCUGUGAUGUAUGUCCUUUGCUUUCGCUUGAGAUCUAUUAUGGAUUAUCCGAAUCUUAAAGCACAGCUUUUUCAAUUGUCUUUUGGAUUUAUCUUGAACCACCGACUGGAAGCUCUAAAGGUGUGCUUGCCGUCAAUAGUAAAUGAGUUCCUGAGACAGGCCAAGGAUGCCGGAUUGUUCGCUGCAUCCAUGUAUUCAGCAGCUGAAGAUGCAAUCGAAUCUGAUUUGUCCAGGGCUUUUGGAGGAAUCAAUAGACUUGACACCUUCUUCCCAUUUGAUCCUUACCUGCUAAAAGAAUCAGACAGAUAUAUCCGUCCGAAUUUUGAGUUCUGGUCCAUGGUCAAGACGACAUACAGCGACGACAAGGACGAUGACGAUGAUGAGCUGGAGGACCUUGAUGCCCCUGAAAUGAAGGUGGGCAGCUUGGACGAUCAUGUCGAAAUAGAUAUCAACAGCGACGACGACGAGCUGGAGUACUCGAUGAACAAGAUGUCUAUAACUCCGCACCGCUCUUUCUACCACGGGGUGGCCGCGGACGGCGAUGCUGGCCUCAGCAUGCCCGCGAGGAUCAGACCUUCGGCGAGCCCCCCGUCACGAUGGGCCAUGUCAGGAUCCCCGUAG